AUGUCCCGGUCACGUGGUCACCCUCACACUUCCGCCUUUAGGAUGCAAGGCUUAAUAAUUUCACGUGAUGACGCAGUACCAGAGCUAACUCAACUAGGUUUGGCUCAACAGAUUGGUCUCCCCCAGAAAAGUAGUUUCCGCGGAAUCCAAGGAGCGAAUGAGGAGGAUGGUCAGAUCUAUCGUUCUCCUCUCUUCCUUUUCGUCUCAAGACUCAUGCGCCCGGCUCUUCUUCGAUUACUGAAGAGACCGUCAGCUCUUUCGGUUCUCGACUCCCUGAUCUCAGCACCGGCCGGGGUUGAACAAUUGGAGCUUAGACGCGAUCAGAGGUGUCUGCGAUGUCUAUCCAGGAGUACCCGACAAGAAAAUUACAUAUCCUCCGUCAACCGAGAACAGACAGCAUGCAGCGAAUCUCCCUCUCCCUCAACAAGACGAAAAUUGAGCUUCCAGGUCCACAAGAUCAAAGCACCGAAGGCGCAAGCAGAGGAUAGUGUUGGAAAUGGUGAAAGCUCUCUCGACAAGCAGAGGUACCCAUCGCGAUUCCGUAUACAACCAGAGAAGCUAGAAUUCGAAUCGGAUAUUGGACAUGUACGCGAAAUCGGAACUCGUCUGGUGGAUAGCCCACUCCACCGAGAUGAUUUCAGUCUCUGGGCUGAGCUACUACGCUACCGUCAACGGCACUAUGGAGAGCAAGGGACAAUGGUCAUUUGGGAGGCUCUGACUGAUCGCGUGGACGAUGUGCGACUCCCAGUGGACGGGGACUUGGCCGACUUUCUCUGGCAGAGCUUUGUCGACCUCGGUUUCAAGCGAGAGAUUGUGAUGGUUGAGGUGGCUGAAUAUGCGGGAGAGCUCUGGAGUAAGACUGGGAACCGGUGGCCCAAGCUCUACGAGAGAAUUGUCGGCGGCUUCAUCGAACGCGGCCUGAUUGAUCGGGCUGAGGAAUGGCAUCGAAAACUUCAAGAGCCACACCUAGCAAGUCCGAAUGACAUUCUACAUGUCCUAAGACCGGCCGUCUCUGCUCGCCACUCGAACAGUACUGUUGUGGGUAAAAACAAGGCUAAAAACCAGGGCCAAGGCUUCCUACCAAGCCUAGUGGCAUUUCGCAAUAUCUGCCGGUCGAUACAAGGCCACCAGAUCUACGUUCCCACCAUGUCUGCGCUCCUUAAAAAUGAUCUUCCUGCUCAAGAGCUGGUACUCAUGCAUCUAUUCUUAGUGGGUAAGGGCGAUCAUCCCCGUUCCUACCAAGACAUAGAACCAUUGAUCCACGCUGCAGAAAAGCGUGGCCUACAAUCAUUCCGGCAGAAGCUCCGAGCUUAUGUCGACCGUCAAUUCUCUAGUGAUAUUGAAGACGUUCAAUGCAAAGACUCUGAAAUUGAGAAUUCUGAGCAUAGACCGCAGGCGAGCCCUAGCGAAAGACAGCCCUUGCAUGACGAAAAGCCCAUCAAGGACGACCUGGGCGCGCGCUUAUUCGCUACGGACGCUUUGAAGUUUGAACUCAUUCUCUCUGGCUUCAAGAUGUUUGGCGCUACUUCUAUUGGACCACAAUCAUUACGGGAAAUGGCUGUGAGAGCGCAUGGCAGCCGCGAUCUACUGGAAAGGCUUCGACUUCUGCAGGAAGCAGGUAUUUCCAUCGGGGACUCGAUCUUCUCUCGCCUUGUCCGCAAGCUAGCCACAGAAAAUCGUGGUAUCGUUCUGACAGAUCUACUUCGAAGUGAUCAACAUCCCGACAUGCUGGAGGAUAUGCGUGUUCAAGAAUCUCUCUUGUUGUCUCACUACCUCAGUCAAGACUGGCGUCGCUACAACCUGACCCUAGCCAUCCUCAGCGAAAUAGCCGACGAAGGACCAAACAUGUUCAACAUCCAUUUUCGAAAACAUCUGAGAGCGGGCGAGUGGGAGUUGGCAUCGAAAAUAGUCGAUGAACUAGCUUUGCGCGGAGAGCCCCUCACGAAGACAAGCAUCGACUUACUGAUCAGUCAUGUUCUGACCCCACGACGGCCUGGGUCUGGACCGAUCCGAGUUCCUGACCGGCCACCGCAAAUUGAAGUGGCGUUCGUCUUCCGUGUUCUACAACGCACCAUUCCAUUGGGGUCAACUGUAUCUGCCAGGCUCUGGGUUGAGUUGAUCAAACGACUGGGCCAGACAGACUCCUGGGUUGAGCUUCGGAAGUGUUGUCUUUGGCUAGCCCGUCAUUAUUCUUUCACUGGGCCGCAGAAGGAUACACCUCUGGACAUCAUAUCAGGAUCAAGCGCGGCACCACAUAGUCGGACCUCUCCAGCUUCGGGGCACAAUGCUGACAUGCUCCGCACAAUAUUCAGCCGCCACGUCCAGGAAGCCCUCGUGCAUUGGGGGUUCCGCAAGCGAGUCUCUCCGAACAACCAUCGCUACCACGCGGUCAAUGAUUUGAUUCCAUGGAUACGGGGCCUCGCUCUCCUGCGUGAGCUGGAGCGUAGCGGUGUUGAGCUUCAGGUAAGCAGCAUCAGCCGCGCGUGUCGGCAACGGCUUGCUGUUGUCUUUGGACGAAACCGGCGGUCUAGCCGCCCCAUGAACCGCAUGUUGCGACGAGAAAAUCCUUAUACUCUUGAGAAGGUACUCGGCGAUAUCAGCCGCGUCUGGGGAGAGCCAUCCUUGUUUGCAGGCCGAGAGCACAUCGAUGUGUUUCGACUAAUUAAUCCACCGAGUUCCAAGAUGUCGUACCGCAGGACACGUAAAACCCUCUGGAGGGAGCAAAAACUGCGGGGACCAGCUUUCAUUCAGAGUCGGUCAUAAUGUAUCAACAGACAGUGACAGUGUAUAUAGACCCCAAUAGACCGAAUAUAUCACAUAUCUACUUGUAGC
Messenger RNA from Aspergillus brunneoviolaceus CBS 621.78, 2832 nucleotides. RefSeq lists its product as uncharacterized. The transcript has 2 exons. NCBI's taxonomy places the organism in Eukaryota, Fungi, Ascomycota, Eurotiomycetes, Eurotiales, Aspergillaceae. The coding region runs from base 1 to 2763 and encodes 920 amino acids. The record is from RefSeq and is a predicted model, not a curated record.